Molecule: messenger RNA, 1318 nt
Organism: Anopheles cruzii
Lineage: Eukaryota; Metazoa; Arthropoda; Insecta; Diptera; Culicidae
Gene: koko
Product: cyclin-Q
Exons: 5
Coding region: 190-969 (259 amino acids)
Biological process (GO): regulation of transcription by RNA polymerase II
Cellular component (GO): nucleus
Molecular function (GO): cyclin-dependent protein serine/threonine kinase regulator activity
Source: RefSeq, a predicted model, not a curated record
UGUUUUAGGUUAGGGGCAAAUUAACAAAAUCCUUUGUACAUUCCGGUUCUACUCCAGAAAUUCAGUGUUUUCCGUGUUUGUGUCCACCGGGCAGAUUCCGCCGAUACUGCCGAUCACCAAUAAACCACAAAGUAAAAAUCGCCACGUUCCGUUCGUCUUGAAUAUCGUUGCUCUGUUCCCGGCGCAAAAAUGAUGCACGAAAGCAUAAUCCUGCUAACGCCCCAUCGGAAGGAAGUGCUUUCUGCGUCGCAACGUAUGGCUCCGGUGGAUUACAAGACGCAGAAGGGUAAGGCUCUGCCCGUACGAUUCCUGCUCGAGUGCGCUCAAAAGCUGGUUAUGAAACCGCUGACCUCUGCCACGGCCGCAGUUUUGUAUCAUCGAUUUUUCCGCGCAACCAGCGACCCGGAGUACGAUCCAUACAUGAUUGCGUGCACGUGCUUGUACUUGGCAGCCAAGGCUAAGGACGAUAAGGUGCGCAAACGUGACAUCAUCAACGUGGCCCACUGCACCAUGAAUCCGGGAGCACAGCCGUUGGAUCUGUGCGACGAGUACUGGGCGAUGUGGGACUCGAUUGUCCAGGGCGAACUUUUCGUCGGUCGGAUGCUCAAGUUCGAUAUGACGGUCGUGCAUCCGCACAAGUUCCUGGUGCACUACAUGAAAUCGCUGCAAGAUUUGUUCGGUGGUGAUAGCUGGUACGACAUGCCCGUCGCCAGGGCCGCGGCCGCCUUCCUGCACGAUUUCCACCACAGCGACAAAGUACUGGACUACAAUCCGGCGCACAUCGCGGUCUGCAGUUUGGCGCUAGCGUUUCAAGUGUACGGCGUUCAAGUGCCGCUAACGGAGGAAGCCGAAGGGAAGGACCAUUGGUUCAACGUUUUCUGUCCUGAUUUAACACGUGAUGCACUCUGGGACAUAGUGGAAGACAUCAUGGACGUAUAUGACUACGACACCCCCAACCCUCUCGCGUAGAGGAUGAUCCGCGUGACUCAACACCCGUCGAACAGCUAUGAUGGUGCAUUUCCCGCAUUGCCGAUACUCGUAUCGGCGUCCCGAUCGGCGAAAAAGUAUUGUGGAAGCCCGACUUCCAGCCCAUUUAGUUGUAGUUCGCCAUUCAAUCAAAUUCUCGUAUCCCCAUUGGUGAUAGACAUAAUAAAACGUUAGUGAUGAGCUUUGUGACCCCAGAACCACUGCAACUAUCAGGAUUGGUGAAACGGUAGCCACCGAUUUUCUACUUGUUUUGUAUUUAACAUUCAUGUGUCCGGUACAAUUAUAUGAAUAUAAUCUCAAUAAACAUUCCCUAAUUGUGCCAACCUGCUAA